CCUGGUCACACUGACAUAGCCUGUCUUCAGAAAUGGCAGGUCGGUAAAAAUAGCAAUUGUUGUCGGGCGAAGCGAAUACUCGUAAUAGUGCUGCUGCGGGAAAAACCUUUCCCCGGCACCACGCGCUUAACAAACCAAUGUGGUGGCCAACCCGCAAAAACAGUGCAAAUGUGCGCAGGGCUAGUCGCCGCAGAACGAUAAGCCGACAGAAGCGAUAGAGCAGUGAAGUGACUAAAACGGAUAAAUCAAAGUACAAAGAAGGCCCUAUUACGACCUCCACGAUGAGUCUCUCGCGUGGCGGGGGCAACACGACGCUGGACAUGCAGCCGCUGCUGGAUGACAAAGGCGGGGAUGAUGAACAGCAGUUGGACGCCAAUGGAUCCGGCUCCAAGGAGCUGGGACACCGGGAACGGGAGGAAUCCGCGGUGUUCGUCAAGAAGAUCAGCAGCGCCCUUUUCUACGGACUGUCGUCGUUCAUGAUCACGGUGGUGAACAAGACGGUGCUCACAUCGUAUCACUUUCCAUCGUUUCUGUUCCUAAGUUUGGGCCAGCUCACCGCCAGUAUUGUGGUUCUGGGAGCGGGCAAGCGCCUGAAGCUGGUCACCUUCCCGCCGCUGCAGAGGAAUACCUUCGCCAAGAUUUUCCCCCUUCCCCUUAUAUUUCUGGGCAACAUGAUGUUCGGAUUAGGCGGCACCAAGUCCCUAAGUUUGCCCAUGUUUGCUGCCUUGCGGAGAUUCUCGAUCCUGAUGACCAUGCUGCUGGAGCUGAAGAUACUGGGAUCCAGACCCUCCACGGCUGUGCAAAUCAGCGUUUAUGCCAUGAUUGGAGGAGCCCUGCUGGCCGCCUCCGAUGACCUCUCAUUCAACAUGCGCGGCUACAUCUACGUGAUGAUCACCAAUGCGCUGACCGCCUCCAAUGGCGUCUACGUGAAGAAGAAACUGGACACGUCGGAGAUCGGGAAAUACGGCCUGAUGUACUACAACUCGUUGUUCAUGUUCCUGCCCGCCCUAGUGCUGAACUAUGCCACCGGGGAUCUGGAGCAGGCCCUGAACUUUGCGCAGUGGAACGACCCGGUGUUUGUCUUCCAGUUCCUGCUCAGCUGUGUAAUGGGAUUCAUCCUGUCGUACAGCACCAUACUGUGCACGCAGUUCAAUUCGGCCCUGACCACCACAAUUGUGGGCUGCCUGAAGAACAUCUGUGUGACGUAUCUGGGCAUGUUCAUUGGCGGGGACUAUGUGUUCUCGUGGCUCAACUGCAUCGGGAUCAACAUCAGCGUGCUGGCUAGUCUUCUCUAUACGUACGUCACCUUCCGCCGGAAGCGGGCGCCCGAUAAGCAGGCUCACUUGCCCAGCAGCAACCGCGGCGAGAAUGUCUAGCAUCGUCUCUAGCUCAAACUCAAGCCAAAGCCAUACACAAUGUAUUCUAACUUUCGUACUUCGAUUUUCCUUUAGACUCCACCCAACACAGCUGCCCCAGCAGCGCAUCGUAUCUGUAUAUAUUUCUAGCUAUGUAUUAAACGAGUAUAUUUUAGCAAAUUUUUAAUUUUAAUCACUUUGUACAUUUGUCUGCAAUAUACGAAUAAGUAAUAGAAAUAUACAGACAUUUCGCGAGAUAA
Molecule: messenger RNA, 1615 nt
Organism: Drosophila bipectinata
Lineage: Eukaryota; Metazoa; Arthropoda; Insecta; Diptera; Drosophilidae
Gene: frc
Product: fringe connection
Cellular component (GO): Golgi apparatus
Molecular function (GO): antiporter activity; UDP-N-acetylgalactosamine transmembrane transporter activity; UDP-N-acetylglucosamine transmembrane transporter activity
Source: RefSeq, a predicted model, not a curated record